Molecule: messenger RNA, 2355 nt
Organism: Ilyonectria robusta
Lineage: Eukaryota; Fungi; Ascomycota; Sordariomycetes; Hypocreales; Nectriaceae
Exons: 3
Coding region: 1-1944 (647 amino acids)
Source: RefSeq, a predicted model, not a curated record
AUGGGCCGACUUUUCAAGUUCCUCUCUGAGGCUGAAAAGGUGGUAAAACAGGUUGAACAACAACAACAACAGGCACAGCAACCCGCAGGAUACUAUCCACCGCAAGGCCGAAAUACUCCGGAAUAUCCAACUCCUCAACAGAGCUAUCAGGGAUACCCUCCGCCUCCAACCCGCCCACGACCAGUGGAACUGGAAGGUUCACAUCCAACAGUCUCGCAUUCCCAACCAUUGCAAUAUCAACAGCAGCAACAAAACCUUGAUCAAGUCCAGCACCCUGCUGCAGAAUCACCUUCGAGUACGAGCGUUCCAAUGGAUAGACAAACUGAGAAUCGCCCCAACCCGGGUGCCUCGGGCAGGGCAGCCAACAUCGCUAUGCCGUUAGGAAUACAACCUGUGACAGAAUGCAUCGACAUGCCCUUCACACUACCACUUCACUGGUUCAUCUACACUGCCUACAACGACUUCACGAUUUGCAGCCGCUGCUACAGCAACUAUAUUCUCAACUCCUCUUUCCGAGAGUCUUUCAUGCCAGUUCUUGAUAACAUGCUAACCUUCAUGGCCACGCGACCUAAGCUAGGUCACUGUGCGGAGGAUAAGUCAAUCGAGGGCAAAGAAUGGUACUAUCCACCUGAUCGACCAGAGAUGGCAAUCUGCAAACCUUGUUACGAGGACCAUAUCAAGCAUCUCUCGUUUGGCAACCGAUUCAGCUUACAUACGCCCCAAGGUCCUGCCACUUGCGACCAUAAUCUCUGGUACGUACGCCGCAUGCUCAAGGCUCAUGCGAUGCACAACAACUGGGCGGCUUUCGUUGCGGCAUUCUGGAAGAGGAUGCAGCUACCCGCGUGUCCUAGAGCCCAGGCCAUCUCUACACCAGACAGGACGUGGUUCUGGUCCUCUCGCGUCUCCCCUGGCUUCUUGAUCUGUGAGGCAUGCUAUUGGGACUACUUCCACGAGUCACCGGAGAGUGUGUCAUUCCAAGCCACUCGCAUGGAUCCUGCACAACAAACGACAUGCUCCAUGAGUCAGAUUAAUAUUCUCAUCCCCAUGACUCGCGCAGUUAGUUAUGGUCAGUAUUCCAUGUUCUGGCAUACACUGCAAGCUGUUUCACAGCAACAGCCAUGCAAUACUCAAGGCGCAAGAGGUAUCACGUGGUUCACUUUACCAAGUGAUCCUCCUGAGUUCGACAUUUGCGGAGCAUGCAUGGCAGGAACAAUCGCGAGUAUGCGCAUGACUCAUCUUUUCAAACCUAAACACUUUGUCGGGGCCAGUGAAGCUCGUCUGUGUUCGUUCAAUAUCUAUGGUUACGCGCGAGCGUUUGUUCUGUUGCAAACCUUUGCCCAAUCAGCUUACAUCAACGACUGGCGACCACUCGCCAACAUGGUAACGGACCUCAGUACAGCACCACUUUGUCCCAAGAUAGAUCAAGACCUCACCAAGAACCGACGCUGGUGGGGAUGGGAAGCCGUUCACAUCUGUCAAGAAUGCUACAUUCUCGUGGCCAAGAACACCAAUCUGAAGAAACACUUCGUCAUGAAAGGUCAUCACGUUGCAGAAUCCCGAGUUUGUGAUCUCUAUUCACCGCGCAUGCGUCAACUAUACAAAGAAGCCUGUCAAAACCAAGACCUGGCCUCUUUUCUCUCUUUCACACGACGGCGUCGCGAAAUAUAUGUGCAGACCGUCCCCGAGAUGAACAGAAUGCUAGCAGCAGCCAAGCACGCUCUUGGUCAAGCACAAACUCUGGGUCUAGCGGCCGUGACGUUCAGCGCAGCAGGAAACUUGAACUCGACAAACUUUAACUACGUUGGUUAUGGAUAUGGGAACGCGCAGUUGGCGCAGGCGGCGAUGGCCGAUCGUCAAAUCCAGCAGGUUGGGGCAGCAGCGGCGGGACCUGCAGCUAUUGCAAGAGUUGGUGUUUUGGAGAAGAUGUGGAAGCAGGUUGAAUGAGUCCUGGUUUAAUUUAUGAAGGUUGGCCACAGGUUCUUCACUACUGUUAUGCUUGAUUAGACACCUUCAAAAUCAUAGCCGGCCUUUCAUCGAUCGUAGCAGUGAGUUAGAUAAGGCCAAGUGUAGUAUCCCAGGAUGUAUAGAAAUCUCUCAUUCAGCGAAUAAGAGAUUGAAACACCAGGGGAAAUGUCGGCGAUCAGUCAGGCCAGACAAGUUCGAGUUGCCUUGUAGUGUUCGAUCUAGGCCCCGAAGGUUCUCAAAAGUGUCAAUUCGAGGGUGGUAGAGACAAUUAGAAUUAUAGAUACCGGAAGCGAUUGACAUGGAACCUAUGCAAUCUAAUAGCAAGACACCCCGCCUCAAACCCAAAGUCAAUAGCUUACGCAAACAUCUGGCUUCAUCUUUGACCGUCCA